Molecule: messenger RNA, 1239 nt
Organism: Fraxinus pennsylvanica
Lineage: Eukaryota; Viridiplantae; Streptophyta; Magnoliopsida; Lamiales; Oleaceae
Source: the annotation of a GenBank genome assembly
AUGAAGAAUAAAUCUCCUAAGAUGGAAACCUUCAUGCAGAAAGAAUUACCAUCUUUUUUAAAAGGAAUUGCUGAUAAAUCGAAAAUUAUGGUACAUCCCAACAUCUUUCUGGGCCUAAAUGAGGCAUCUUUUAGCGGCGGUGAUGGUGGCUGCGAUGCAAAAUCAACUCGACCCUUGCCGGAUAAUAAAGUGGUUUCAGGUUCAGAAUCUUCUGCUGCUUUCAACACAAGGUUUUCAGAUGAAAAUAUGUUCGAAGGAUAUCAUCAGGAACACUCUUUUCUUCCUGGAUUUAAUCUUGUCAAUCAGAUUGAUGGAUCUCCUGCGGAAGGAAGCUAUGUUCCUUUGAAUUUUCUUGAAUCUUUCCCAACUUUAAAUGAAUCACAUGUAUCUGAAUCUUGUGCAGAUCCAAAAUUCCCAAAUCUAAAUUUGUUUCUACAGGAACCAUCUAUCCUGAAAAGAGCAGAAGAAUCUCCUGCCAGAGAGAUUCAGAAGCCUGCACCCCUAGUAUUCUCAGUGUCUCAACUUGAGCAAUAUUAUCAGUUUCAGGAAGGGCCAGAUUGGUUGAAGAUCUAUCAGAAUAUAGCAAAUUAUAACCCAAAAGUUUUCAGUGAUUAUUGGCUCAGCACUACUAAAACUCAAGCGAUGAAACGAAGAAUCCCAAAUAGCCAGCUGCAGUUGAAUUCUUGUUUAUCGUCAUCAGUUUCUUCCUCCAAAAAGAUUUAUAGAGGAGUGAGACAAAGGCACUGGGGAAAAUGGGUUGCAGAAAUAAGAUUACCGAGAAAUCGAACACGGGUUUGGUUGGGGACUUUUAACACUGCAGAAGAAGCUGCUUUUGCUUAUGAUACAGCAGCUUACAUUCUAAGAGGAGAUUAUGCACAUCUAAAUUUUCCAGAUUUAAAGCAUCAGAUUAAGGCCAGUUCCAUGAGUAAGAAUACUGCCGCGCUUCUUGAAGCCAAGUUGCAAGCAAUAUCAUCACAAGGAAUUCUGGCCACUUCAAUUAAGACCAUUGAUCCACCAUCAACAUCACCAACAAAGCCAUUUUUGCAUGAAGAGUCGAAAAGUUCGAUCCAAAGUCCAGCAAGAAAGGAAUGGCCAUUCCCGGAUUUGGAGAAAAAAGUUGAAGGAUUGAACCAAGUGAGCCAAGAAGGGAUAUCAGAUAUUGAUACAGUUCAGUUAAGCAGAAUGCCAUCCCUCGACAUGGACAGCAUCUGGGAUGCGCUUUUAGUUUCAGAUUCAUAA